Molecule: messenger RNA, 939 nt
Organism: Bufo gargarizans (Asiatic toad)
Lineage: Eukaryota; Metazoa; Chordata; Amphibia; Anura; Bufonidae
Exons: 6
Coding region: 1-939 (312 amino acids)
Source: RefSeq, a predicted model, not a curated record
AUGGACGAGGAUAAAGUCACAGCAUUCAAGGUCAAAUUACAGGCUAAUCUAGAGAGUUAUGAGAAGGAAGUCAUGACGGGGAAGAAAAACAAAUUUCAGAGGGACAAAUCUGACUUUGAAUGUAAACAGGCGUAUAAAUGGAAACAUGCUGGUAACCCACGUAAUAUAAGUAGGGGUCGUGGGAAUUACAACAUCCCUAAUAACCGCAGUGAUAAUAUGGCAUCCAGUUCUAUUGGUAUCAACAGCAAUUCCAGUGAUGUUUUUUUAUCCGAGACAAGCGACGAAGGCGUACUAGGCGAGGAUUACGUCAUGAUAGUGGAAAUUAGGAAAUUACAGGCGAACAAAAUCCGGGACAAAAACUUGUCUAAAGCAGAAUUGUUGGCGAUCAGGAGUUUACAGAAUAAUGCGGCCUUUGUCAUCAAGGAGGCGGAUAAAGGAGACCCCACGGUUACGUUUAUGAAGAAACUGGAUAGACUCCUCACCUCUGCAUGCCAAUUUAAUAUCAUUACCAAAAAGGAGAAGGGAUUCUUGGAAGUCAACAGCCCUAAAAUCCCCACUUUCUAUAUGCUCCCCAAGCCUUAUGUCUUGGGUCUUCAAUCGCAUCUCAGGGAUUCCAUGCAGCUGGUACAACACCUACAGGAUAUGCAAUUUCCACCGGGGACAUUGAUACUCACGUGUGACGUCGAGUCCCUCUAUUCGAACAUCUCGCAUAGUGAUGGUUUACAAGCUACUCAGUACUUCCUCCACAAAUCAUCCUGCGGAGAUCCGGCACACCACACAUUUCUGGGCACAGUUGAACAGUGCACUGAUUUUGUUAGCCUGUUGAAUACCAAUUCACUCAACAUCUCACUCACUCAUAAGAUAUCGGAUAUCACCGCUGACUUCUUGGAUUUGCGAUUGACACUUGACGAACAAGGCUUCCGGCGGGGAUACCUUUAG